AUGAACCUAAGAGAGGACAAGGAACAAAGGGUCUGCCAUCCUUUGGUAGCACCAUUGUUAAACAGCAGUGACCUGCAGCAGUUCAGUAUAGAAGAGAAUGGCGGAACACCAUUUACUGGGUCAGCUAUUGGAAGACGUCACCACCCUAACCAUGGUCUGAUCCCUUUGGAGUUGGAGGAUACAGAUACUUACCAUUGUAUGCCGAGUCCAAACAAAUUGAGCUUGGUUGCUGUGCCACACUAUGAAGAGAUUGGAAUGUGUUUUAAGCAGGUGGAAAUUGAAUCCAACAAGAUGGUUGGACAGUGGCCCUCACUGCACAUCAAUAUGAAUAACAAGGGUGACGAGAAGAAGCUAUCGGAAAAGGGCCUCCAUCCUCCAACUUCACCUCUAUCACUUCCUGAUCAAAUGAAGAGCAAUAUCCUUAAGGCUCAAAUGGAUGCUGCACUGAAAGUGGGAGCAGAGGUUGUGAAAGAGGAUCCAGAACUGGCCAACCACAGUAAAUGUUCCAGUGUGCAUGCAGAUGCUGUGAGAUGUGCAGCACCAUUACAAGAUGGUACAGCAGUAAGUGGGGUUCAGGAGAAGCAGCGACCUAAAGCCCCACGUCUGAGGAAGCUUAUAAGGCAGUAUAGCUUUAAUCACAGUGAUGAGGAUGACCUGCCACCUGCUUUGGCUGCCGCGACUCGAAGCAGCCCACCUCCUGCCAGUAAACCACCAUCUUUUGAAAUUCCUCAGUUGCACGCUCCAAUCUACUGCAAGAAUAGUUUUGAUCAAGAUCAUCCAGACUUGGCUGCUCCAGGGGAUUUACUGAUGGACUUCACAGAGGCCACUCCUCUGAUAAAGACUGUACCAGCCAAUGCUUUUUCAUCUGCACCACAAUUUCCAGUGGAAUUAACAGACAGCCUGUUGCAGUGUUAUGACCUCCCACCAUCUCCAGGAAAACCCUCAUCAGUAAUACCUUUGCAUGUAGUUAGACCUCUUACUGAUCCAUCAAAAUCUUCAUCAGCAACAUGUGUACAUGCAGCUGGGCCUCUGAUUGAUCCAGGAAAAUCAUCCUUAAUGCCUUUGCAUGCAGUCAGGCCUCUAAACGACCCAGGAAUUUCUUCAUCCGUAAUGCCUUUGCAUGCAGUCAGGCCUCUGACUGACCCAGGAAAAUCAUCAGCAAGGCCUUUGCAUGCUAUGAGGCAUUUAACUGAUCCAGGAAAAUCAUCAGUAAUGCCUUUGCAUGCAGUCAGGUAUCCAAGUGAUCCAGGAAAGUCAUCAGACAGCACGGGCCCAAUGCAGGUCAAGCUUGUGGCAUAUAAAAUCUGUGUGCAAACAGUUCUUCUUUAUGGAUCCAAAUUCCUGGAGACGUAG
Molecule: messenger RNA, 1353 nt
Organism: Callorhinchus milii (elephant shark)
Lineage: Eukaryota; Metazoa; Chordata; Chondrichthyes; Chimaeriformes; Callorhinchidae
Product: band 4.1-like protein 4B
Exons: 11
Coding region: 1-1353 (450 amino acids)
Source: RefSeq, a predicted model, not a curated record